Messenger RNA from Ooceraea biroi (clonal raider ant), 2432 nucleotides. RefSeq names its product CDK5RAP3-like protein. Gene Ontology annotation, cellular component: endomembrane system. Lineage: Eukaryota; Metazoa; Arthropoda; Insecta; Hymenoptera; Formicidae. Gene Ontology annotation, biological process: regulation of mitotic cell cycle. The record is from RefSeq and is a predicted model, not a curated record.
GCAGGUGCGCGCGUUUUUCGCUGCGUGUACGUUAUUUGAUAAGCGCGUGCACUGGCGCGGAAAACAGGACGAAUGAGGCCACCAACGUAUGACAGGCGCGCUUUUAAGAUUAUUACAUAAACUUGCCUGAACGCCACGUAUACUACACCUGCGUGACACUCCUAUCGCGGAUUCGGAAAUUGCGAUAACUGGCGAAUAACUUUGCACGGUACUUUUGCUUUAUUAGCACGCGGAAUUUUAAGGAAAAUCAAUAAAGAUUGCAGUAUAAUAACACGCGAAACGUGCUUGGAUGCGUCACAGGAUCUCAACAGGCUGUUUAAAUAUAUUAAAUAAUAAUAAAUAAUAUUAAAUAAUGAAAAUUAAUUAACAAUAAUAAAACUUUACGGCUAAUAGUAAAAUCCAUUCUCGCUGCGAGGUAGAAGCGUACAAGAGAACAUUAUCUUCCGUUACAUUCUCGCUCUGCUUUCCUCCAAGAGAAAAAUAAUAAUUUACUCUAAUUUUUAUCGGCUCGAUUGUUGGUCUCUCGUUGUCCCCGGUACUCCACGUUAUGUCAGAAUUUUCAUAACUACGUGUCACUCUCGUCAAGGGGACAGCCGGUGCUGCAGGCAAUCGGGAAUUGUCACUGUCCUCACGUUGACACUCCGCUCGCUGGGGCGAUAACAGUCAACAGCUGUUAUAACCUGCUGUAGGAUUGUGGAGACACGUAGCUCUCGUUCUAGCCUCAAGAGAGUUUCUCUGGAGUUUGGAUAUCUGGCAACAUGCAGGAACAAGAUAUUCCAAUCGACAUCAACACUGGCAAGUUGCUGGACUGGAUGACCAAUCGUCGGCACUGCAAGAAGGACUGGCACACGAGUGUCCUAGCUAUCAGGGAGAAAAUUAAUAACGCCAUAAGGGAUAUGCCGGCUCAUGAUGGCAUCGCUUCGCUGUUAUCCGGCACUUACAUAAAUUAUUUUUAUUGCGUCAAGAUUGUGGAAAUCUUGAAGGAGACAGAGGCGGACACGAGGAAUCUGUUCGGCCGUUACGGCUCGCAGAGAAUGAAGGACUGGCAAGAGGUUUUGCGGCUGUACGAGAAGGAUAAUGUGUACCUGGCAGAAGCUGCGCAGAUGCUGAUGAGGAAUGUCAACUACGAGGUCCCCAAUAUCAAGAAACAGAUACAGAAGCUGGAGCAAUCGUUAACUGACUUGGAGAAGAAGGAAACCGAGUACAAAAAAUCGGAAAACAUCGCGCAUACAGAGUAUAACGCGCUGUGCAAACAGCUAGGUAUAACCGGUUACAGCACGGUCAGGCGCGAGUUAAUGGAGAAGAUCAAAGAGUUGGCCAAGAUCUACCAGAGGAUCGCGGAGAAAACGAGGAGCCUGGAUAAAAUCGUCGAGUUUUACUGCGCAUUCGUGGAGUUCACUUUCGGCCAGCAGUACGACGGUAAUACCGUGCCCGUAGUCAAGCACGUGAUCGAGAAAGGAAAUACGACAACGUUCGAGUACACUUACGGCGAGGCGCCGGCGUCGAUAAUCGAACCACCGCUGAACAUUAAAGCCGACGAGGAUGAGAGCGUCAAGUCCAACACAGACGCUGAUGCCAUCGACUUUGGCAGCUUGGAUUUGAACGGGGAGAUCGACUUCGGCGAGGAAGUUGACUUAAACGCAGGCGGCGACAUUGACUGGGGUGACACGGGUGAUGCGGAACAACCCGCUGCUGCGCAGAUAGAUUACGAUGUCUCGCUGGAGGAGUCGGGGAUAGUCGUGGAGUCGGCGGGUUACGAGGGCGGGACGGCCACGGGACCCGAGGCGUACACCGUGCUAGAUAAUCCGGCGACGAGAUCCGAAUUUAUUAAUCAGCUGUUUGAGUUGGAGGCGUUCAUGAAGCUACGCCUGUACGAGUUCAAGGGCGACGACAAGAAUAAUCUUCUGAGCUUCAGCCAGAUGCAGGAUGCCGCCCCUAUCUUACAGCUCUCCACCACGGAGAGCACUCAAAAUAUGCUGGACAACGUCCAAGUGGUCCUCUCCGAAAUGUUGCACAGCAAUGUUCAGCAUUUGCACAACAUCAAACAUUACUCGAGGUACGUGGACGUGGUCGCAGCCACCUUGAAGCAGAAAUUAAAUCUGAUCGACAGGAUGGUAGCUGAGCAAAAAUGCGUGCGGCAGAAGCAGGAAGAGGCGCAAGAUAAAAUCGAGGAAUUGCGUCCGCUGUUGAAGCUCGUUAUACAAAGAACCAAGGAAUUGCAGGCGGAAAUAGAGCGAGAUAUUUCCAAGAGGUACAAGAACAGAACGGUACACUUGACUGGAGGCGUAAAUACAUUGUAGUCGAGACGAAGUAACUGUUGAGUAAUAAAUGCGAUGUAAAUAAUUUUUAGAUUAAGGCAAGGCAGGUUGUUACUGGUGAAAUAUUUGCUAUAAAAUAUUUGCUACAAAAUAAACGAUAUGAUUUUUUACUUA